Caenorhabditis angaria is the source of this 1763-nucleotide messenger RNA. NCBI's taxonomy places the organism in Eukaryota, Metazoa, Nematoda, Chromadorea, Rhabditida, Rhabditidae. The record is from the annotation of a GenBank genome assembly.
AUGAGUAAGAAACAAGAAAUUCAAGAUAUAUUUCCAUUUGAUGCAAUUCCAAGAGCCAAUGAUAAUAAAAAUGAUAUGAAAUCAAAGUCAAAGUUAGAAAAACAGAAGGAAGAAGACCACGAAACUUUGAUGAAGAAGAAGAAUAAUUUGGAUGUUGCAAUAUCAAAAUUCAAUUCACCAGAUGCUCUUCGAGACUUGAAACAGAAGCAGCAAAUGAUUCCAACACUUCCGCAAAAAAUCAAUACUGUGGAAAAUGUUUAUGAAGUUCUAGAACAAAUUUCGGGAUUUGAUAGGAAAGCGAAGAGUCCGAGUGUGAUUCAUGUGCAAAAUCGACAAACCAAACAGGAGUUUUAUGCGAAGUUUCAGUAUCGGAAUAAUUGGAAAGGUGAUUCGAUUGAUGUAAGUUGAGAGGUUUCAAAAAUUAAUUUUUAAAAAAAUUUAAAAUUUGUAGAACGAGGUAAAAGUUAUGAUAAAAUUCCAAGAAUUAAAUCGUGUUGGAUCAUCGAAAUUUCUGAAUCAUCUUCGAGAUUGUGGAUUUAAUAAUGAUUUUCGAUAUAUUGUUAUUGAUGAUUAUGGAAUUGAUUUGAUGACUCUUGUGAACACACAUAGGAGAUUCGAGUUAGUUUAUCGCAGGGCUCCGCGAGCCAAGAGCCCCUGAUAUAUUUUAUUUUUUCUCCAGGGCACCACUGAUCUUUCUGAUCACAUAUUACUCAUUUCAAUCGCUCAAAAAUCUUCAUUCAUUCGAUAUUAUUCAUCGAGAUAUUCGACCAUCUUCAUUCGCAAUUAUCAAACCAUUCUCUUUGAAAUUGAAGGAUUUCUAUCGAGCAACCGAGAAAACCUACGCGGGAACGAAUCAAAGAGUUGAUAAAACUUGGCGAGCUGAUCGUUUUUCACCCCGAAGAGCUCAUAAUAGUGAUGCGAGUUUGGAUGAAUUUGAUGAUUAUGAGAUGUGGUUACACACGGUGGGUUUCUAAAAUUUUUAAAAAGUUUAGUCAAUCUUUCAGAUGAUGUUUCUGUUUUGCGAAUCGAAAUUACCUUGGAAAUCAGAUGAGACAAUGUUGAAAAACAAGGAGAAUUUCUAUAAAUCGCCAGAAUCUUUUGAUUAUUGUUGGCUUGGUUCUUGUGACAUUCUGUGCUUGAUUCCAUCAUUUUUGAAGAAGGAAAUAUCGAAAGUUGAAUUUCUUGAGAUUGUCGAUGAAUUGUUUUCAUUAGAGGCUAUGAUUUUUGAUAGGAAAGAGAUGCCCGAAUGGAAUUUGAUUGAAGAGGUUGGUUGUGAUGAUGGCCUAGAAAUUUCAGCGAAAAGUUCGGCCCCGCAGCUAUCUUGCAAACUGCUCAGAGAAGUUGGACGAUUAAUCGCCUAGUAACUUGAAUUAGCUGCUGGCUGACCGAUUAAUCGCCUGUGUUAAUUUAGUUCAGGCGAUUAAUCGUAAGUUCACUUUACUCGGCGAUUAAUCGUACAACUUGUCUGAGUGCUUUAUCUUGAAUAAUUUAUAAACGUACGCCAGGGGAUGCUGAGUUGUGUGGCAGACUACUGUAGCGCGCAGCUGUGUGCAAACACGGCGACGCACAAAUGCACGCCCUAUUUUUUUUUGCGCUUUUUUUCGGUGGCGCUUUUGGAUCAAAAAUACAAAUUUCAGCCCGGUCCGAAAAGAAGAAACGAUCAGAGAACAAAUUGUGAACCGAGUUUCGUAUCGCCACAAUCAACAAUAUCACCAAAAAAAGUGAAAAAGGCGGUGAAAUCGAAAAAUGAGCGAAGAAAAUGA